UUACCGGAGGCUACAAGGGGUUACAAGGGGAUAAAAGGGGUUACAAGGGAUACAGGGGGUUACAAGGGGUUACAAGGGGUGACAGGGGGUGACAAGGGGUUACAGGGGGUUACAAGGGGUUACAGGGGGUUGCAAAGAAUUAUACAAACUUUUUACCAAUUAGAACGUUCCCAGAUACUUUUUCUUGGUCUAUUUUGCAUAAAAAUCAAAGUUGAAGAAAUCUCUUAUUUUUGAUCAAAAGGAUGGACUAACCCCUUUGGAAAAAUUCUAAUUUUGCGUUUUUCGUAAACAGUUGUUUUUAUAGUCUUUAAAGGCUUCUUUUUUUAUCUAGAACGUCAGCAAACACUUUUUCUCGAUCUAUUUUUCAUAAAUACAAAAGAUGAAAAAAACUCAAUUUUUUGACCAAAAUCAUGGACUAUCCCCUUUGCAAAAAUGCCAAUUUUGCCUUCUUUUUAAAUCCAUGUUUAUAUUGUCUAGAAAGGCUUGCUUUCUAACGAGAACGUCACCAAAUACUUUUUCUAGGUGUAUUUUGCAUAAAACGAAACGUUCACAAAAUUUCCAAUUUUUGACCAAAACCAGGGACUAACCCCUUUGCAAAAAUGCAAAUUUUGUGGGUUUUUGAAACCGAUAUUUUUUUGUUCAGAAAGGCUUGUUUCCUAUAUAAAACGUCGAAAAUCGUUUUUUCACGAUCUAUUUUCACGAUCUAUGACAUGGGAAUACACGGGGUUACGAGGGGUUACCGGGGGUUACAAGGGGUUACAAGGGGUUACAAGGGGGUGACAAGGGGUUACAAGGGGUGACAGGGGCGACAAGGUGUUACAGGGGGUUGCAAGGGAUUAUACAAACUUUUUUCUCACUAGAACGUUCCCAGAUAUUUUCCUUGGUCUAUUUUGCAUAAAAAUCAAAGUUGAAGAAAUCGCUAAUUUUUGAUCAAAGUGAUGGACUAACCCCCUUUUAAAAAUUCUAAUUUUCCGCUUUUCGUAAACAGUUGUUUUUAUAGUCUUUAAAGGCUUCUUUUUUUAUCUAGAACGUCAGCAAACACUUUUACUCGAUCUGUUUUUGAUAAAUACAAAAGAUGAAAAAACCUCAAUUUUUUAAACAAAAUCAUGGACUAUCCCCUUUGCAAAAAAUGCUAAUUUUGCAUUCUUUUUAAAUCCAUGUUUAUAUUGUCUAGAAAGGCUUGUUGUCUAACUAGAACGUCACCAAAUACUUUUUCUGGUUGUAUUUUGCAUAAGACGAGACGUUCAUAAAAUUUCCUAUUUUUCACCAAAACCAUGGACUAACCCCUUUGCAAAAAUGCCAAUUUUGUGGGUUUUUAAAACCGAUGUUUUUUUUGUUCACAAAGGCUUGUUUGCUUUAUAAAACGUCCAAAAUCGUUUUUUGACGAUCUAUUUUCACGAUCUAUGACAUGGGAAUACACGGGUUACAAGGGGUUUUCCUGGGUUACAAGGGGUUACAAGGGGUUACUAGGGGCUACAAGGGGUUACAGGCGGUUACAAGGGGUUACAGGGGGUUGCAAAGGAUUAUAGAAACUUUUUUCUAACUAGAACGUUCCCAGAUACUUUUUCCUUGUGUAUUUGGCAUAAAAAUCAAAGUUGAAGAAAUCUCUAAUUUUUGGUCAAAACGAUGGACUAACCCCUUUGGAAAAAUUCUAAUUUUGUUUUUUUUGUAAACAGUUGUUUUUAUAGUCUUUAAAGGCUUCUUUUUUUAUCUAGAACGUCAGCAAACACUUUUUCUCGAUCUAUUUUUGAUAAAUAAAAAAGAUGAAAAAACUUCAACUUUUUGUCCAAAACCAUGGACUAACCCCUUUGCAAAAAUGCCAAUUUUGUGGGUUUUUGAAACCGAUGUUUUUUUUGUUCAGAACGGCUUCUUUGCUAUAUAAAACGUCGAAUAUCGUUUUCUCACGAUCUAUGACAUGGGAAUACACGGGUUUACAAGGGGUUACCGGGGGUUACAAUUGGUUACAAGAGAUUAAAAGGGGUUACAGGGGGUUACAAGAGGUUGCAAGGGGUGACACUGGGUGACAAGGGGUUACAGGGGGUUGCAAAGGAUUAUAGAAACUUUUUUCUAACUAGAACGUUCCCAGAUACUUUUUCUUGGUCUAUUUUGCAUAAAAAUCAAAGUUGAAGAAAUCUCUAAUUUUUGAUCAAAACGAUGGACUAAGCCCUUUGGAAAAAUUCUAAUUUUGCGUUUUUCGUAAACAGUUGUUUUUAUAGUCUUUAAAGGCUUCUUUUUUUAUCUAGAACGUCAGCAAACACUUUUACUCGAUCUAUAUCUAAUAAAUACAAAAGAUGAAAAAACUUCAACGUUUUGACCAAAAUCAUGGACUAUCCCCUUUGCAAAAAGGCCAAUUUUGCCUUCUUUUUAAAUCCAUGUUUAUAUUGUCUAGAAUGGCUUGUUUUCUAACGAGAACGUCACCCAAUACUUUUUCUGGGUGUAAUUUGGAUAAAAGGAAACGUUCGAAAAAUUUCCAAUUUUUGACCAAAACCAUGGACUAACCCCUUUGCAAAAAUGCCAAUUUAUUGUCUUUUUGAAACCGAUGUUUUUUUGUUCAGAAAGGCUUGUUUGCAAUAUAAAACGUCGAAAAUCGUUUUUUCACGAUCUAUUUUCACGAUCUAUGACAUGGGAAUACACGGGGUUACGAGGGGUUACCGGGGGUUACAAGGGGUUACAAGGGAUUAGAAGGGGUUACAACGGGUUACAAGGGGUUACAGGGGGUUACAAGGGGUUACAAGGGGUGACAGCGGGUGACAAGGGGUUACAGGGGGUUGCAAAGGAUUAUAGAAACUUUUUUCUAACUAGAACUUUCCCAGAUACUUUUUCUUGGUCUAUUUUGCAUAAAAAUCAAAGUUGAAGAAAUCUCUAAUUUUUGGUCAAAACGAUGGACUAACCCCUUUGGAAAAAUUCUAAUUUUGCGUUUUUCGUAAACAGUUGUUUUUAUAGUCUUUAAAGGCUUCUUUUUUUAUCUAGAACAUCAGCAAACACUUUUUCUCGAUCUAUUUUGAUAAAUACAAAAGAUGAAAACACCUUUACUUUUUGACCAAAAUCAUGGACUAUGCCCUUUGCAAAAAUGCCAAUUUUGCCUUCUGUUUAAAUACAUGUUUAUAUUGUCUAGAAAGGCUUGUUUUCUAACGAGAACGUCACCAAAUACUUUUUCUGGGUGUAUUUUGCUUGAAACGAAACGUUCUCAAAAUUUCAAAUUUUUGACCAAAACCAUGAGCUAACGCCUAUGCAAAAAUGCCAAUGUUGUGGGUUUUUGAAACCGAUGUUUUUUUUCUUUAGAAAGGCUUGUUUGCUAUAUAAAACGUCGAUAAUCGUUUUUUCACGAUCUAUUUUCACGAUCUAUGACAUGGGAAUACACGGGGUUACGAGGGGUUACCGGGGGUUACAAGGGGUUACAAGGGAUUACAAGGGGUAACUGGGGGUUACAAGGGACUAACCCCUUUGCAAAAAUGCAAAUUUUGUGGGUUUUUGAAACCGAUAUUUUUUUGUUCAGAAAGCCUUGUUUGCUAUAUAAAACGUCGAAAAUCGUUUUUUCACGAUCUAUUUUCACGAUCUAUGACAUGGGAAUACACGGGGUUACGAGGGGUUACCGGGGGUUACAAGGGGUUACAAGGGGUUACAAGGGGGUGACAAGGGGUUACAAGGGGUGACAGGGGCGACAAGGUGUUACAGGGGGUUGCAAGGGAUUAUACAAACUUUUUUCUAACUAGAACGUUCCCAGAUAUUUUCCUUGGUCUAUUUUGCAUAAAAAUCAAAGUUGAAGAAAUCGCUAAUUUUUGAUCAAAGUGAUGGACUAACCCCCUUUGAAAAAUUCUAAUUUUCCGCUUUUCGUAAACAGUUGUUUUUAUAGUCUUUAAAGGCUUCUUUUUUUAUCUAGAACGUCAGCAAACACUUUUUCUCGAUCUGUUUUUGAUAAAUACAAAAGAUGAAAAAACCUCAAUUUUUUAAACAAAAUCAUGGACUAUCCCCUUUGCAAAAAAUGCUAAUUUUGCAUUCUUUUUAAAUCCAUGUUUAUAUUGUCUAGAAAGGCUUGUUGUCUAACGAGAACGUCACCAAAUACUUUUUCUGGGUGUAUUUUGCAUAAGACGAGACGUUCAUAAAAUUUCCUAUUUUUCACCAAAACCAUGGACUAACCCCUUUGCAAAAAUGCCAAUUUUGUGGGUUUUUAAAACCGAUGUUUUUUUUGUUCACAAAGGCUUGUUUGCUUUAUAAAACGUCCAAAAUCGUUUUUUGACGAUCUAUUUUCACGAUCUAAGACAUGGGAAUACACGGGUUACAAGGGGUUUUCCUGGGUUACAAGGGGUUACAAGGGGUUACUAGGGGCUAAGAGGGGUUACAGGCGGUUACAAGGGGUUACAGGGGGUUGCAAAGGAUUAUAGAAACUUUUUUCUAACUAGAACGUUCCCAGAUACUUUUUCUUGGUCUAUUUUGCAUAAAAAUCAAAGUUGAAGAAAUCUUUAAUUUUUGAUGAAACAAUCGAUGGACUAACCCCUUUGGAAAAAUUCUAAUUUUGUUUUUUUCGUAAACAGUUGUUUUUAUAGUCUUUAAAGGCUUCUUUUUUUAUCUAGAACGUCAGCAAACACUUUUUCUCGAUCUAUUUUUGAUAAAUAAAAAAGAUGAAAAAACUUCAACUUUUUGACCAAAACCAUGGACUAACCCCUUUGCAAAAAUGCCAAUUUUGUGGGUUUUUGAAACCGAUGUUUUUUUUGUUCAGAACGGCUUCUUUGCUAUAUAAAACGUCGAAAAUCGUUUUCUCACGAUCUAUGACAUGGGAAUACACGGGUUUACAAGGGGUUACCGGGGGUUACAAUUGGUUACAAGAGAUUACAAGGGGUUACAGGGGGUUACAAGGGGUUGCAAGGGGUGACACUGGGUGACAAGGGGUUACAGGGGGUUGCAAAGGAUUAUAGAAACUUUUUUCUAACUAGAACGUUCCCAGAUACUUUUUCUUGGUAUAUUUUGCAUAAAAGUCAAAGUUGAAGAAAUCUCUAAUUUUUGAUCAAAACGAUGGACUAAGCCCUUUGGAAAAAUUCUAAUUUUGCGUUUUUCGUAAACAGUUGUUUUUAUAGUCUUUAAAGGCUUCUUUUUUUAUCUAGAACGUCAGCAAACAUUUUUUCUCGAUCUAUUUUUGAUAAAUACAAAAGAUGAAAGAACUUCAACUUUUUGAGCAAAAUCAUGGACUAUCCCCUUUGCAAAAAUGCCAAUUUUGCUUUCUUUUUAAAUACAUGUUUAUAUUGUCUAGAAAGGCUUGUUUUCUAACGAGAACGUCACCAAAUACUUUUUCUGGGUGUAUUUUGCAUAAAACGAAACGUUCACAAAAUUUCCAAUUUUUGACCAAAACCAUGGACUAACCCCUUUUGCAAAAAUGCCAAUUUUGUGGCUUUUUGAAACCGAUGUUUUUUUUGUUCAGAAAGGCUUGUUUGCUAUAUAAAACGUCGAAAAUCAUUUUUUCACGAUCUAUUUUCACGAUCUAUGACUUAAGAAUACACCGGGUUACAAGGGUUACCGGGGGUUUCAAGGGGUUACAAGGGGUUACAAGGGGUUACAGGGGGUUACAAGGGGUUACAAGGGGUGAACGGGGGUGACAAGGGGUUACAGGGGGUUGCAAAGGAUUAUAGAAACUUUUUUCUAACUAGAACGUUCCCAGAUACUUUUUCUUGGUCUAUUUUGCAUAAAAAUCAAUGUUUAAGAAAUCUCUAAUUUUUGAUCAAAACGAUGGGCUAACCCCUUUGGAAAAUUUCUAAAUUUGUGUUUUUCGUAAACAGUUGUUUUUAUAGUCUUUAAAGGCUUCUUUUUUUAUCUAGAACGUCAGCAAACACUUUUUCUCGAUCUAUUUUUGAUAAAUACAAAAGAUGAAAAAACUUCAACUUUUUGACCAAAAUCAGGGCCUAUCCCCUUUGCAAAAAUGCCAAUUUUGCCUUCUUUUUAAAUCCAUGUUUAUAUUGUCUAGAAAGGUUUGUUUUCUAACGAGAACGUCACCAAAUACUUUUUCUGGGUGUAUUUUGGAUAAAACGAAACGUUCACAAAAUUUCCAAUUUUUGACCAAAACCAUGGACUAACCCCUUUGCAAAAAUGCCAAUUUUGUGCGUUUUUGAACCCGAUGUUUUUUUAGUUCAGAAAGGCUUGUUUGCUAUAUAAAACGUCGAAAAUCGUUUUCUCACCAUCUAUUUUCACGAUCUAUGACAUGGGAAUACAUGGGGUUACAACGGGUUACCGGGGGUUACAAGGGGUUACAAGGGGUUACAAGAAGUUACCAGGGGUUACAAGGGGUUACAAGGGGUUACAAGGGGUGACAGGGGGUGACAAGGGGUUACAGGGGGUUGCAAAGGAUUAUACAAACUUUUUUCUAACUAGAACGUUCCCAGAUAUUUUUUCUUCGUCUAUAUUGCAUAAAAGUCAAAGUUGAAGAAAUCUCAAAUUUUUGAUCAAACUAUGGAUUAACCCCUUUGGAAAAAUUCUAAUUUUGCGUUUUUCGUAAAUAGUUGUUUUUAUAGUCUUUAAAGGCUUCUUUUUUAAUCUAGAACGUCAGCAAACACUUUUUCUCGAUCUAUUUCUGAUAAAUACAAAAGAUGAAAAAACUUCAACUUUUUGACCAAAAUCAUGGACUAUCCCCUUUGCAAAAAUGCCAAUUUUGCCUUCUUUUUAAAUCCAUGUUUAUAUUGUCUAGAAGGGCUUGUUUUCUAACGAGAACGUACCAGGGGUUACCAGGGGUUACAAAGGGUUACAAGGGGUUACAAGGGGUUACAAGGGGUUACAGGGGGUUACAAGGGGUUAAAAGGCGUGACAUGGGGGUGACAAGCGGUUACAGGGGGUUGCAAAGGAUUAUAGAAACUUUUUUCUAACUAGAACGUUCCCAGAUACUUUUUCUUGGUCUAUUUUGCAUAAAACUCAAAUUUGAAGAAAUCUCUAGUUUUUGAUGAAAACGAUGGACUAACCCCUUUGGAAAAAUUCUAAUUUUGCUUUUUUCGUAAACAGUUGUUCUUAUAGUGUUUAAACGCUUCUUUUUUUAUCUAGGACGUCAGCAACCACUUUAUCUCGAUCUAUUUUUAACAAAUACAAAUGAUGAAAAAACUUCAACUUUUUGACCAAAAUCAUGGACUAUCCCCUUUGCAAAAAUGCCAAUUUUGCCUUCCUUUCAAAUCCAUGUUUAUAUUGUCUAGAAAGGCUUAUUGUCUAACGAGAACGUCACCAUAUACUUUUUCUGGGUGUAUUUUGCAUAAAACGAAACGUUUACAAAAUUUCAAAUUUUUGACCAAAACCAUGGACUAACCCCUUUGCAAAAAUGGCAAUUUUGUGGGUUUUUCAAACCGAUGUUUUAUGUUCAGACAGGCUUGUUUGCUAUAUAAAACGUCGAAAAUCUUUUUUUCACGAUCUAUUUUCACGAUCUAUGACAUGGGAAUACAGAGGGUUACAAGGGAUUACCGGGGGUUACAAGGGGUUACAAGGGGUUACAAGAAGUUACAAGGGGUUACAGGGGGUUACAAGUGCUUACAAGGUGAAAGAGGUUGUGACAAGGUGUUACAUGGGGUUACAAAGGAUUAUAGAAACUUUUUUCUAUCUAGAACGUUACCAGAUACUUUUUCUUGGUCUAUUUUGCAUAAAAAUCAAAGUUGAAGAAAUCUCUAAUUUUUGAUCAAAACGAUGGACUAACCCCUUUGGAAAAAUUCUAAUUUUGCGUUUUUCGUAAACAGUUGUUUUUAUAGUCUUUAAAGGCUUCUUUUUUUAUCUAGAACGUCAGCAAACACUUUUUCUCGAUCUAUUUUUGAUAAAUACAAAAGAUGAAAAAACUUCAACUUUUUGACCAAAAUCAUGGAAUAUCCCCUUUGCAAAAAUGUCAAUCUUGUCUUCUUUUUAAGUCCAUGUUUAUAUUUUCUAGAAAGGCUUGUUUUCUAACGAGAACGUCACCAAAUACUUUUUCUGGGUGUAUUUUGCAUAAAACGAAACGUUCACAAAAUUUUCACUUUUUGACCAAAACCAUGGACUACCCCUUUGCAAAAAUGACAAUUUUGUGGCUUUUUGAAACCGAUGUUUUUUUUGUUCAGAAAGGCUUGUUUGCUAUAUAUGACGUCGAAAAUCGUUUUUUCACGACCUAUUUUCAUUAUCUAUGACAUAGUAAUACACGGGGUUACAAAAGGGGUUACCGGGGGUUACAAGGAGUUACCGGGGGUUAAGGGGGGCUACAAGGGGUUACAGGGGGUGACAAGGGGUUACAGGGGGUUGCAAAGGAUUAUAGAAACUUUUUUCUAACUAGAACGUUCCCAGAUACUUUUUCUUGGUCUAUUUGGCAUAAAAAUCAAAGUUAAAGAAUUUUCUAAUUUUUGAUCAAAAAGAUGGACUAACCCCUUUGGAAAAAUUCCAAUUUUGUGUUUUUCGUGAACAGUUGUUUUUAUAGUCUUUAAAGGCUUCUUCUUUUAUCUAGAACGUCAGCAAACACUUUUUCUCGAUCUAUUUUUGGAAAAUACAAAAGAUGAAAAAACUUCAACUUUUUGACCAAAAUCAUGCACUAUCCCCUUUGCAAAAAUGCCAAUCUUCCCUUCUUUUUUAAUCCAUGUUUAUAUUGUCUAGAAAGGUUUGUUUUCUAACGAGAACGUCACCAAAUACUUUUUCUGGGUGUAUUUUGCAUAAAACGAAACGUUCACAAAAUUUCCAAUUUUUGACCAAAACCAUGGACUAACCCUUUUGCAAAAAUGCCAAUUUUGUCGGUUUUUGAAACCCAUGUUUUUUUUGCUCAGAAAGGCUUGAUUGCUAUAUAAAUCGUCGAAAAUCGUUAUCUCUCGAUCUAUUUUCACGAUCUAUGACAUGGGAAUACAUGGGCUUACAACGGGUUAACGGGGGUUACCGGGGGUUUCAACGGGUUACAAGGGGUUACAAGGUGUUACAGGGGGUUACAAGGGGUUAGAAGGGGUGAACGGGGGUGACAAGGGGUUACAGGGGGUUGCAAAGGAUUAUAGAAACCUUUUUCUAAGUAAAACGUUCCCAGAUACUUUUUCUUGGUCUAUUUUGCAUAAAAAUCAAAGUUGAGGAAAUCUCUAAUUUUUGAUCAAAACCAUGGACUAACCCCUUUGCAAAAAUGCCAAUUUUGUGAGUUUUUGAAACCGACGUUUUUUUUGUUCAGAAAGGCUUGUUUGCUAUAUAAAACGUCAAAAAUCGUUUUUUAACGAUCUAUUUUAACGAUCUAUGACAUAGGAAUACACGGGGUUACAAGGGGUUACCGGGGGGUUACAAGAGCUUACAAGGGGUUACAAGGGGUUACAAGGGGUUACAGGGGAUUACAAGGGGUUACAAGGUGUGCUAAGGGGUGACAAGGGGUUACAGGGGGUUGCAAAUGAUUAUAGAAACUUUUUUCUAACUAGAACGUUCCCAGAUACUUUUUCUUGGUCUUUUUUGCAUAAAAAUCAAAGUUGAGGAAAUCUCUAAUUUUUGAUCAAAACCAUGGACUAACCCCUUUGCAAAAAUGCCAAUUUGGUGGGUUUUUGAAACCGAUGUUUUUUUUGUUCAGAACGGCUUGUUUGCUAUAUAAAACGUCGAAAAUCGUUUUUUCACGAUUUAUGACAUGGGAAUACACGGGUUUACAAGGGGUUACCGGGGGUUACAAGGGGUUACAAGAGAUUACAAGGGGUUACAGGGGGUUACAAGGGGUUGCAAGGGGUGACACUGGGUGACAAGGGGUUACAGGGGGUUGCAAAGGAUUAUAGAAACUUUUUUCUAACUAGAACGUUCCCAGAUACUUUUUCUUGGUCUAUUUUGCAUAAAAGUCAAAGUUGAAGAAAUCUCUAAUUUUUGAUCAAAACGAAGGACUAACCCCUUUGGAAAAAUUCUAAUUUUGCUGUUUUCGUAAACAGUUGUUUUUAUAGUCUUUAAAGGCUUCUUUUUUUAUCUAGAACGUCAGCAAACACUUUUACUUGAUCUAUAUCUAAUAAAUACAAAAGAUGAAAAAACUUCAAUGUUUUGACCAAAAUCAUGGACUAUGCCCUUUGCAAAAAUGCCAAUUUUGCCUUCUUUUUAAAUACAUGUUUUUAUUGUCUAGAAUGGCUUGUUUUCUAACGAGAACGUCACCCAAUACUUUUCGUGGGUGUAAUUUGGAUAAAAGGAAACGUUCGAAAAAAUUCAAAUUUUUGACCAAAACCAUGGACUAACCCCUUUGCAAAAAUGCCAAUUUAUUGUCUUUUUGAAACCGAUGUUUUUUUGUUCAGAAAGGCUUGUUUGCUAUAUAAAACGUCGAAAAUCGUUUUUUCACGAUCUAUUUUCACGAUCUAUGACAUGGGAAUACACGGGGUUACGAGGGGUUACCGGGGGUUACAAGGGGUUACAGGGGGUUACAAGGGGUUACAAGGGGUGACAGGGGGUGACAAGGGGUUACAGGGGGUUGCAAAGGAUUAUAGAAACUUUUUUCUAACUAGAACGUUCCCAGAUACUUUUUCUUGGUCUAUUUUGCAUAAAAAUCAAAGUUGAAGAAAUCUCUAAUUUUUGGUCAAAACGAUGGACUAACCCCUUUGGAAAAAUUCUAAUUUUGCGUUUUUCGUAAACAGUUGUUUUUAUAGUCUUUAAAGGCUUCUUUUUUUAUCUAGAACGUCAGCAAACACUUUUUCUCGAUCUAUUUUUGUUAAAUAAAAAAGAUGAAAAAUCUUCAACUUUUUGACCAAAAUCAUGGACUAUGCCCUUUGCAAAAAUGCCAAUUUUGCCUUCUUUUUAAAUCCAUGUUUAUAUUGUCUAGAAAGGCUUGUUUUCUAACGAGAACGUCACCAAAUACUUUUUCAGGGUGUAUUUUGCAUAUAACGAAACGUUCACAAUAUUUCCAAUUUUUGACCAAAACCAUGGACUAACCUCUUUGCAAAAAUGCCAAUUUUGUGGGUUUUCGACACCCCCUUUUUUUUUUUUGAUCAGAAUGGCUUGUUUGCUACAUAAAACGUCGAAAAUCGUUUUUUCACGAUCUAUUUUCACGAUCUAUGACAUGGAAAUACACGGGGUUUCCGGGGGUUACAAGGGCUUACAGGGGGUUACAAGGGGUUACAGGGGAUUACAAGGGGUUACAAGGGGUUACAUGGGGUGACAAGGGGUUACAGGGGGUUGCAAAGGAUUAUAGAAACCUUUUUUCUAACUAGAACGUUCCCAGAUACUUUUUCUUGGUCUAUUUUGCAUAAAAAUCAAAGUUGAAGAAAUCUCUAAUUUUUGAUCAAAACGAUGGACUAACCCCUUUGGAAAUAUUCUAAUUUUGAGUUUUUCGUAAACAGUUGUUUUUAUAGUCUUUAAAGGCUUCUUCUUUUAUCUAGAACGUCAGCAAACACUUUUUCUCGAUCUAUUUUUGAUAAAUACAAAAGAUGAAAAAACUUCAACUUUUUGACCAAAAUCAUGGGCAAAAAUGUAAAUUUUGCCUUCUUUUGACAUCCAUGUUUAUAUUGUCUAGAAAAGCUUGUUUUCUAACGAGAACGUCACCAAAUACUUUUUCUGGGUGUAUUUUGCAUAAAACGAAACGUUCACAAAAUUUCCAAUUUUUGACCAAAACCAGGGACUAACCCCUUUGCAAAAAAUCCAAUUUUGUGGGUUUUUGAAACCGAUGUUUUUUUUGUUCAAAAUGGCUUGUUUGCUAUAUAAAAUGUCGAAAAUCGUUUUUUCACGAUCUAUUUUCACGAUCUAUGACAUGGGAAUACACGGGGUUACAAGGGGUUACCGGGGGUUACAAGGGGUUACAAGGGGUUACAAGCGGUUACAAGGGGUUACAGGGGGUUACAAGGGGUUACAAGGGGUGACAGGGGGUGACAAGGGGUUACAGGGGGUUGCAAAGGAUUAUACAAACUUUUUACCAAUUAAAACGUUCCCAGAUACUUUUUCUUGGUCUAUUUUGCAUAAAACUCAAAGUUGAAGAAAUCUCUAAUUUUUGAUCAAAACGAUGGACUAACCCCUUUGGAAAAAUUCUAAUUUUGUUUUUUCCGUAAACAGUUUUUUUUAUAGUCUUUAAAGGCCUCUUUUUUUAUCUAGAACGUCACCAAACACUUUUUCUCGAUCUAUUUUUCAUAAAUACAAAAGAUGAAAAAACUUCAACUUUUUGACCAAAAUCAUGGACUAUCCCCAUUGCAAAAAUGCCAAUUUUGUGGGUUUUUGAAACCGAUGUUUCGUUUGUUCAGAAAGGCUUGUUUCCUAUAUAAAACGUCGAAAAUCGUUUUUUCACGAUGUAUUUUCACGAUCUAUGACAUAGGAAUUCACGGGGUUACAAGUGGUUACCGAGGGUUACAGGGGGUUAAAAGGGGUUACAAGGGGUUACAGGGGGUUACAAGGGGUUACAAGGCGUGACAGGGGGUGACAAGGGGUUACAGGGGGUUGCAAAGGAUUAUAGAAAAUUUUUUCUAACUAGAACGUUCCCAGAUACUUUUUCUUGGUCUAUUUUGCAUAAAAACCAAAGUUGAAGAAAUCUCUAAUUUUUUUUCAAAACGAUGGACUAACCCCUUUGGAAAAAUUCUAAUUUUGCGUUUUCCGUAAACAGUUGUUUUCAUAGUCUUUAAAGGCUUCUUCUUUUAUCUAGAACGUCAGCAAACACUUUUUCUCGAUCUAUUUUUGAUAAAUACAAAAGAUGAAAAAACUUCAACUUUUUGACCAAAAUCAUGGGCAAAAAUGCCAAUUUUGCCUUCUUUUCAAAUCCAUGUUUAUAUUGUCUAGAAAGUCUUGUUUUCUAACGAGAACGUCACCCAAUACUUUUUCUGGGUGUAUUUUGCAUAAAACGAAACGUUCACAAAAUAUUCAAUUUUUGAACAAAACCAUGGACUAACCCCGUUGCAAAAAUGCCAAUUUUGUGGGUUUUUGAAACCGAUGUUUUUUUUGUUCAGAAAGGCUUGUUUGCUAUAUAAAACGUAGCAAAUCGUUUUUUCACGAACUAUUUUCACGAUCUAUGACAUGGGAAUGCACGGGGUUACAAGGGGUUACCGGGGGUUACAAGGGGUUACAAGGGGUUACAAGGGGUUACAGGCGGUUACAAGGGGUGACAAGGGGUGACAAGAGGUUACAGGGGGUUGCAAAGGAUUAUAGAAACUUUUUUCCAACUAGAACGUUCCCAGAUACUUUUUCUUGGUGUAUUUUGCGUAAAAAUCAAAGUUGAAGUUAUCUCUAAUUUUUGAUCAAAACGAUGGACUAACCCCUUUGGAAAAAUUCUAAUUUUGCGUUUUCCGUAAACAGUUUUUUUUAUAGUCUUUAAAGGCUUCUUUUUUUAUCUAGAACGUCAGCAAACACUUCUUCUCGAUCUAUUUUUGAUAAAUACAAAAGAUGAAAAAACUUCAACUUUUUGACCAAAAUCAUGGACUAUCCUCUUUGCAAAAAUGCCAAUUUUGUCUCCUUUUUUAAUCCAUGUUUAUAUUGUCUAGAAAGGCUUUUUUUCUAACGAGAACGUCAGCAAAUACUUUUUCUGGGUUUAUUUUGCAUAACACGAAACGUUAAUAAAAUUUCCAAUUUUUGACCAAAACCAUGGACUAACCCGUUUGGAAAAAUGAUGAUUUUGUGGGUUUUUGAAACCGAUGUUUUCGUUGUUGAGAAAGGCUUGUUUGCUAUAUAAAACGUCGCAAAUUGUUUUAUUACCAUUUAUUUUCGCCAUCUAUGACAUGGAAAUAGAGUGGGUUACUGGGGGUUACAAAGGGUUACCUGGGAUUACAGGGGGUUACAAAGGGUUACAAGGGGUUACAGGGGGUUACAAGGGGUGACACGGGGUGACAAGGGAUGACAGGGGGUUACAAAGGAUUAUACAAACUUUUUUCUAACUAGAACGUUCCCAGAUACUUUUUCUUGGUCUAUUUUGCAUAAAAAUCAAAGUUGAAGAAAUCUCAAAUUUUUGACCAAAACGAUGGACAAACCCCUUUGGAAAAAUACUUAUUUUGCGUUUUUCAUAAACAGUUGUUUUUAUAGUCUUUAAAGGCUUCUUUUUUAUCUACAACGUCAGCAAACACCUUUUUCUCGAUCUUUUUUUGGUAAACACAAAAGAUGAAAAAACUCCAACUUUUUGACCAAAAUCAUGCACUAUCCCCUUUGCGAAAAUGUCAAUUUUGUCUUCAUUUUAAAUGAAUGUUUAUAUUGUUUCGAAAGACUUGUUUUCUAACGAGAACGUCACCAAAUACUUUUUCUGGGUUUAUUUCGCAUAACACGAAACGUUAACAAAAUGUUCAAUUUUUGACCAAAACCAUGGACUAACCCCUUUGGAAUAAUGCUAAUUUUGUGGGUUUUUGAAACCGAUGUUUUCGUUGUUGAGAAAGGCUAGUUUGCUAUAUAAAACGUCGAAAAUCCUUUUUUCACCAUUUAUUUUCGCGAUCUAUGACAUGGGAAUACAGGGGGUUACUGGGGGUUACAAGGGGUUACAAGGGAUUACAGGAGGUUACUUGGGGUUACAAGGGGUUACAGGGGGUUACAAGGGGUGACACGGGGUGACAAGGGAUGACAGGGGGUUACAAAGGAUUAUACAAACUUUUUUCUAACUAGAACGUUCCCAGAUACUUUUUCUUGGUCUAUUUUGCAUAAAAAUCAAAGUUGAAGAAAUCUCAAAUUUUUGACCAGAACGAUGGACUAACCCCAUAGGAAAAAUUCUUAUUUUGCGUUUUUCAUAAACGGUUGUUUUUAUAGUCUUUAAAGGCUUCUUUUUUAUCUACAACGUCAGCAAACAUUUUUUCUCCAUCUAUUUUUGAUAAAUACAAAAGUUGAAAAACUUCAACUUUUUGACCAAAAUCAUGCACUAUCCCCUUUGCAAAAAUGUCAAUUUUGUCUUCAUAUUAAAUCCAUGUUUAUAUUGUCUAGAAAGGCUUUUUUUCUAACGAGAACUUCAGCAAAUACUUUUUCUGGGUUUAUUUUGCAUAACACGAAACGUUAACAAAAUUUCCAACUUUUGACCAAAACCAUGGACUAACCCCUUUGGAAAAUUGCUAAUUUUGUGGGUUUUAGAAACCGAUGUUUUCGUUGUUGAGAAAGGCAUGUUUGCUAUAUAAAACGUCGAAAAGCGUUUUCUCACCGUUUAUUUUCGCGAUCUAUGACAUCUGAAUAAAGGGGGUUACUGGGGGUUACAAGGGGUUACAAGGGAUUACAGGGGCUUACAAGGGGUUACAAGGGGUUACAAGGGGUUACAAAGGGUGACACGGGGUGACAAGGGAUGACAGGGGGUUACAAAGGAUUAUACAAAGUUUUUUCUAACUGAAACGCCCCCACAUACUUUUUCUUGGUCUUUUUUGAAUAAAAAUCAAAUUUCAAGAAAUCUUUAAUUUUUGACCAAAACGAUGGACUAACCCCUUUGGAAAAAUUCUUAUUUUGCGAUUUUCAUAAACAGUUGCUUUUUCAGUCUUUCAAGGCUUCUUUUUUAUCUACAACGUCAGCAAACACUUUUUCUCGAUCUAUUCUUGAUAAACACAAAAGAUGAAAAAACUUCAACUUUUUGACCAAAAUCAUGCACUAUCCCCUUUGCGAAAAUGUCAAUUUUGUCUUCAUUUUAAAUGAAUGUUUAUAUUGUUUCGAAAGACUUGUUUUCUAACGAGAACGUCACCAAAUACUUUUUCUGGGUUUAUUUCGCAUAACACGAAACGUUAACAAAAUGUUCAAUUUUUGACCAAAACCAUGGACUAACCCCUUUUAUAACAUAGCUAGAAAAUUCGCCUAAUCAAAUUCAAUAGCGCGAGCGUGCUUCUUAUUCCUAUUGAGCACGCUGAUGACGUCAAUAAACUAUUCGUAAUUCCUCGAGUUGUUGGGAGCUUAGCAAUCCUGAGUCUCCCGAGUGCAUCCAUAACUCAGCAAUAGACAAUGAAGCGUUUACCUUGUGUUUUAUAAGGAAAUUUAGGAGGAAAGGUUUGAAUUUGUUAACCGAUAGUAAGGAAAAGAGGUGAGUGUUGUUGUUGUUGUUGUCAUCUCGGCGAGCUGUGCGGGCUAUGGCGUGAGAUCAUUCUUUGCAAAGUUGUUUUCUCUCAAUAACAAUUUUUCGGUAAAUUAAAAGUUUUCCGGCGCCUAAAUAUGGAUUUUGCAAUCAUUUUAGAGUACACUUUCUCUCAGUUUCAGGAUAAAAACAUAAGAUUAACUGUGAGGAAAAAAAAUAUAGUCACGUAAUCAUUGACGCGUACUGCUUUGAGCGCGCCCUACAAUAAUAAAAUUUUCAGUUAACUGCUGCAUUGAUCGCUUUGAUAAUGUUAUAAAACAAUUAGUUCAUGCUGCAGCUGUGCGUAUGUCGAGAUAUUGAGCACUUGGGAAGUUUGGAGAGCACUCAAAAGGCUAGAGUUGCACUCGGCUGCGCCUCGUGCAACUCUUACGCCUCUUUCGUGCUCUCCAAACUUCCCGCGUGCUCAAUAUCUCGACAUACGCACGCCUCCGCAUGAACUAAUUGUUAAUGGAAUAAUGCUAAUUUUGUGGGUUUUUGAAACCGAUGUUUUCGUUGUUGAGAAAGGCUUGUUUGCUAUAUAAAACGUCGAAAAUCCUUUUUUCACCAUUUAUUUUCGCAAUCUGUGACAUGGGAAUACAGGGGGUUACUGGGGGUUACAAGGGGUUACAAGGGAUUACAGGAGGUUACAAGGGGUUACAAGGGGUUACAGGGGGUUACAAGGGGUGGUGACACGGGGUGACAAGGGAUGACAGGUGGUUACAAAGGAUUAUACAAACUUUUUUCUAACAAAAACGUUCCCAGAUACUUUUUCUUGGUCUAUUUUGCAUAAAUAUCAAAGUUGAAGAAAUCUCAAAUUUUUGACCAAAACGAUGGACUAACCCCUUUGGAAUAAUGCUAAUUUAGUGGGUUUUUGAAACCGAUGUUUUCCUUGUUGAGAAAGGCUUCUUUGCUAUAUAAAACGUCGAAAAUCGUUUUCUUACCAUUUAUUUUCGCGAUCUAUGACAUCUGAAUAAAGGGGGUUACUGGGGCUUACAAGGGAUUACAGGGGGUUACAAGGGGUUACAAGGGGUUACAAGGGGUUAGAGGGGGUUUCAAGGGGUUACACUUGGUGACAAGGGAUGACAUUGAGUUACAAGGGAUUAUACAAACUUUUUUCGAACUAGAACGCUCCCAGAUACUUUUUCUUGGUCUAUUUUCCUUAAAAAUCAAAGUUGAAGAAAUCUCAAAUUUUUGACCAAAACGAUGGACAAACCCCUUUGGAAAAAUUCUUAUUUUGCGUUUUUCAUAAACAGUUUUUUUAUAGUCUUUAAAGGCUUCUUUUUUAUCUACAACGUCAGCAAACACUUUUUCUCGAUCUAUUAUUGAUAAACACAAAAGAUGAAAAAACUUCAACUUUUUGACCAAAAUCAUGCACUAUCCCCUUUGCAAAAGGUCAAUUUUGUCUUCAUUUUAAAUCCAUGUUUAUAUUGUAUAUAGGCUUGUUUUCUAACGAGAACAUCACCAAAUAAUUUUUCCGUGGUUUAUUUUGCAUAACACGAAACCUUAACAAAAUUUCCAAUUUUUGACCAAAACCAUGGACUAACCCCUUUGGAAAAAUGCUUAUUUUGUGGGUUAAUGAAACCGGUGUUUUCGUCGUUUAGAAAGGCUUGCUUGCUAUAUAAAACGUCGAAAAUCGUUUUCUCACCAUCUAUUUUCGCGAUCUAAGACAUGAGAAUAUAGGGGGUUACUGGGGUUACAAGGGGUUACAAGGGAUUACAGGGGGUUACAAAGGGGUUACAGGGGGUUACAAGGGGUGACACGGGGUGACAAGGGAUGACAUGGGGUUACAAAGGAUUAUACAAACUUUUUUCUAACUAGAACGUUCCCAGAUACUUUUUCUUGCUCUAUUUUGCAUAAAAUCAAAGUUCAAGAAAUCUCAAAUUUUUGACCAAAACGAUGGACUAACCCCUUUGGAAAAAUUCUUAUUUUGCGUUUUUCAUAAACAGUUGUUUUUAUAGUCUUUAAAGGCUUCUUUUUUAUCUACAACGUCAGCAAACACUUUUUCUCGAUCUAUUUUUGAUAAACACAAAAGAUGAAAAAACUUCAACUUUUUGACCAAAAUCAUGCACUAUCCCUUUUGCAAAAAUGUCAAUUUUGUCUUCAUUUUAAAUCCAUGUUUAUAUUUUCUAGAAAGGCUUGUUUUCUAACGAGAACGUCACCAAAUACUUUUUCUGGGUUUAUUUUGCAUAACACGAAACGUUAACAAAAUUUCCAAUUUUUGACCAAAACCAUGGACUAACUCCUUUGGAAAAAUGCUAAGUUUGUGGGUUUUUGAAACCGAUGUUUUCGUUGUUGAGAAAGGCUUGUUUGCUAUAUAAAACGUCGAAAAUCGUUUUCUCACCAUUUAUUUUCGCGAUCUAUGACAUGGGAAUACAGGGUGUUACUGGGGUUAGAAGGGGUUACAAGGGAUUACAGGGCGUUACAAGGGGUUACAAGGGGUUACAGGGGGUUACAAGGGGUGACACGGGGUGACAAGGGAUGACAGGGGGUUACAAAGGAUUAUACAAACUUUUUUCUAGCUAGAACGUUCCCAGAUACUUUUUCUUGCUCUAUUUUGCAUAAAAAUCAAAGUUGAAGAAAUCUCAAAUUUUUGACCAAAACGAUGGACUAACCCCUUCGGAAAAAUUCUCAUUUUGCGUUUUUCAUAAACAGUUGUUUUUAUAGUCUUUAAAGGCUUCUUUUUUAUCUACAACGUCAGCAAACACUUUUUCUCGAUCUAUUUUUGAUAAACACAAAAGAUUAAAAAACUUCAACUUUUUGACCAAAAUCAUGCACUAUCCCCUUUGCAAAAAAGGUCAAUUUUGCCUUCUUUUAAAUCCAUGUUUAUAUUGUCUAGAAAGGCUUGUUUUUUAACGAGAACGUCACCAAAUACUAUUUCUUGGUUUAUUUUGCAUAACACGAGACGUUAAAAAAAUUUCUAAUUUUUGACCAAAACCAUGGACUAACCCCUUUGAAAAAAUAGUAAUUUUGUGGGUUUUUGAAACCGAUGUUUUCGUUGUUGAGAAAGGCUUGUUUGCUAUAUAAAACGUCGAAAAUCGUUUUUUCACCAUUUAUUUUCACGAUCUCUGACAAGGGAAUACAAUGGGUUACCGGGGGUCCCUGUUGGUUACAAGGGGUUACAAGGGGUUACAAGACAUUACAAGGGGUUACAAGGGGUUACAUGGGGUUACAAGGGGUUACAGGGGGUUACAAGGGGUGACAGGGGGUGACAGGGGGUGA
Molecule: messenger RNA, 19084 nt
Organism: Porites lobata
Lineage: Eukaryota; Metazoa; Cnidaria; Anthozoa; Scleractinia; Poritidae
Source: the annotation of a GenBank genome assembly